Molecule: messenger RNA, 1363 nt
Organism: Asparagus officinalis (garden asparagus)
Lineage: Eukaryota; Viridiplantae; Streptophyta; Magnoliopsida; Asparagales; Asparagaceae
Exons: 2
Coding region: 308-1009 (233 amino acids)
Source: RefSeq, a predicted model, not a curated record
AGAAAUUCUGUUCAAAACUUUUGUGUUCCCCACUAUCUGACAACAGUAAUAAUAAAAUCGCAGGAAUUUAAUUGUGCUGUGCCGGUGGGUUGAUAUUAAAAUCAGUUGCAGAGCCAAAAUUUUCAGAGCGCAGAGCAGUGCUUGAAAACUGAAGCUUGAGGGAUUCUGAAGACUUGAAGCAAAGCUUGUGAGUGGUGAUUAGAGCAUAAUUUACUGAUCAAAUAUAGAAGAGGAAGAAGAAAGAUUACUUGAGAGUUGAUUGCUUCUAUUUUUCCCCCCACUGUUUGAUUUAAGGAAAUACUAAAUUAUGUACAAAAUGAGUUUCCCUCCCUCUUUCUCCCUCGAACACCAACUACUAGCUUUUUCAUUUUCUCUCAUUGCUGCCCUUCUUCUGUUAAGAUUUUUUGGUUAUUGUAUUUGCUCAUUCUCUUCAACUUUGUUAGUUUUGGUUCUACCGAUUUCUUUUCAUUUUAUCUUCUCAAAGAUCAAGAAGUUUAUUGAGGCCAAUUUUAUGGAGGAGCAGAACUUUGGCCUAAGACAUUCAAUAGAAGAAGUGGAAGAGAUUAGUGAAGAGGCCGACACAGUUAAAGAAGAAAUCAGUGAGCUUAAGACGGACGAAAUAGUCCUCAAUGGCGAAUGCCCAUCCAUUGAGAAGGAUAAUUGUUCAAUCUCUAAUGAAAAUCUAGAGAACUUGAGCCGUGACCAAAACUCGCAUUGUUCAGUUCCUGGUGACGAUGUAUCAUCCGAGAUGGAGAGUUCUGAAGAUUCGAUAUCAGAUGACGAGAGCCUCAUUGAGAUUGCGCUUGAAGACGAGCCAAAUGCUGUAUUUCAUCAAGAAUCAAAGGGAGGAUUAUUUCCGGAGUUCUUGCCUGAGUUCUCGCCAGAAUUAUUGUUCAAGAAGCAUGGAUUGUUAGACUUACUGUCAGAAAUCAAUGAAGAGGAUAAUAUGAUUGAGAUUGACAUCAAAAUGGGCUCUAUCAAGUGCUCAAGAGUUGAGAUCAAGGCAUGAGUGAGUAUAUAAAUUUCCUUUUGGCUCCUUAGUAAUGUUCGCAUAACUUCUCAAUUAUUAGAGGGUUUUUAGGGAAGCAGAGAGGGUUCCUUUUGCUAAACUCCUAAUCUUGCUCUAAUUGAAAUUUAAAACGUCUUUUAAUUUCAUGGAUUCACAGAUGGGCCAGUGCCUUCCCUAUAGGGUUAGGGUGUGCCUAAAUGGACUUGAAAUUUUUUAAGAGGUUUUAGGGUUGGAAGUCUAUCGCUUAGCCUAGUUUCUUGGAAAAAUUAUAGCAACUUAAUUUGUGUCAUGCUUAUGUGUUUUUCUGUAUGCAUAAAUAAAUAAAUAAAAACAGAUGUUAUAGUUUGAGCUGUA